GCGGCGGAUGUUGAUGUUUUGUUUUGGACUGAAGCCUACUGAUGUGAACUGUUGUCGGACGGUGGGAUUUUAUGAGCGUCGUCUUACGUUGCAGCAUUGCUCUGUUAACGGGAAGGAUAUUGUUUACGGCGGCAUCGUGUCUCUCCCGGCGCCUCACCCGGGAAGCGCGAGACCGAGUCGAGCGAUGAUGGAGGACUUUGAUGAGAUAUACGAAGAGGAGGAGGAGGAAGAAGAGGACGAGGACAGGGCCGCGGAGGAACAGCUACUAAAGUAUGCCCCGGACCCUGUGGUGGUGCGGGGAUCCGGCCACGUCACUGUGUUCGGGCUCAGCAACAAAUUUGAGUCAGAGUUCCCUUCGGCACUUACAGGGAAGCUGGCACCAGAGGAGUUCAAGGCCAGCAUCAACCGUGUGAAUGGCUGCCUGAAGAAGACUCUGCCAGUGAACGUGCGCUGGCUGCUUUGUGGCUGCCUCUGCUGCUGUUGCACGCUGGGCUUCAGUCUGUGGCCUGUCAUCUGUCUCAGCAAGAGGACACGGAGAUCCAUAGAGAAGCUGCUGGAAUGGGAGAACUGCAGAUUGUACCACAAGUUGUGUUUGCACUGGAGACUUAGCAAGAGGAAGUGUGAAACCAACAACAUGAUGGAAUACGUUAUCCUAAUAGAGUUCCUACCCAAGAUUCCCAUCUUCAGACCAGACUAGCGCUUCCUGAGCGUCUCCGCCCUCCCAUGGUGCCUCUGCGGCACAAAUACGGUUCCAACAUGGCCAAAAGGCAUCCUCAACCAUCUCCCUCCCUGAAAUACACCACACCUUUUAUGUUUACCGGGUAGUUCACCCUCUUCAGACCAUCAACCCUGUCCAGGUUACACUUGUUUACAAACCCAAUACCACCCCCUUUGACCUUCUGGAGGAGCCGCAGCCUUUGAACCCACCGAGUCAUGUUGACUGGCAGCAGCUUGUGGGUCGUCAUGGGAGACCCAAGCCAUGAGAGACAGAACAGAACCCUGUAACUGGAGAUCCUGAACGACUCCUGAACGGGUUCCACGUUCUCUUAAAUGGAAUUCUGAAAAUCCACCGCUCCAUCGUUACCUUAAGGCACAAUCUCACCCUAAUCAAACCUUAUGUGAUAAUACUCCCACCUUAUGUGUCACCCUUGUUCCCCACCUCUGUUAUCAUUGUCUGGACUCUCAGAAUGAAACGUCCCCCCCUGAAUCUCUAUGGAACUUCUGAGCAACCCUGAAAUCUUAAUGGGAAUGGCAAUAGGCCCGUUGAGGAACACCGGUUUUCACCGUCGUAUGAAACGGCCAUGGUAGCGGUCUACCUUGGACCAGGCCAAGUAACAUCACUGACUAAAAAGCCAAACGACUCAACUGGUCAUCUACCAGCCCCCUGAACGUUAGACUGUGCGAUGCCCAGACUAGAGACAAUCACUUACUGUCUGACUGUAUUCUUUAUCUAUGUAUGUAGACCCCAACAAACCGUUACCUAUCAGGCAGUUGUUCGCUUUGUUUAGCUGUUCAGUGAAAAUGGGCAGUGGAGCGUUUGUUUUACAGCUCGGUGGGUCUCUGAAAGUAUUUUGCGUUUGGCCUUGAAAGACAAAUCAAGUGAGAACACAAAUGUAUGUGAGAGAUACUUGCUUGAGAUCCACGCACUCAUAACCUCUUGUUAAUGAAACCUGUAUGGCUGAGUGUUGUCUUUGUUAAAUCACUCAGCCAUAAUUACUCCUGUUUUGUUGUUUGAUUUUAAGUGUGUGUGUGUAAGUGAAUGGGCAUAAAAAUAAGACUCAAUCAAAUCUGCAUCAUGUUUGGUUAGUAGUAGGUUUUUUAUUUUUUAUACAUAGGCUCUCGGCUAGUAUGGCGUCCUAUGUGAGCACUGAAGCACAGGAUGGGGUUUAAUCCAAGUCAUCUCAGAUGAGCUCUUUUCCUAACCUCCCAACAAUACAUAAAAAGAUAUAUGUAGCUUUUCACCCAGGAAUCAUCCAUAAGAAUGUUCAGAUAGAAAUGUGUGACAUACUAGAUCAAAGAACGGCUUUCAUCAUUCAUAAAAACAUGAUCUAUGCACAUUGUUCUUUUUCUGUUGGUGUUUUUAAGGUUGUAUGCCACAGGAAAGACCCAGAGCUGUGAGGGGCAGUUAACACGCCUUCUAUUAGGUCUGUCUUUUGCGAUGCAAAAAAAAAACGUGUAUCCACUUUGCCAACUCUGUGAAACUCAUCUGAGGGUUGCAUGUAUCCUGGU
Osmerus eperlanus (European smelt) is the source of this 2229-nucleotide messenger RNA. It is a transcript of the gene chic2, whose product is annotated as cysteine-rich hydrophobic domain 2. Lineage: Eukaryota; Metazoa; Chordata; Actinopteri; Osmeriformes; Osmeridae. The transcript is spliced from 6 exons. The record is from RefSeq and is a predicted model, not a curated record. Bases 8 to 697 code for a protein of 229 amino acids.